AUGCCCAGCAUCUUUUCCUACCAGAGUGCUGAAGUCGAUUGGUGUGAGGGAAACUUCGAGCGCUCGGCGGUGAUCGCAGAGUACUACAACACCAUCAGCAAUGUGAGCUUCUUUCUCCUUGCUCCUGCCCUGCUCUACCUGAACCGGCAGUACCGGCAGCAGCGCGCCUUGCCCAUGUAUUUUGUCUCUGCCCUGCUCAUCUGUGUAGGUAUCUUCUCUACAUAUUUUCACAUGACCCUGAGUUAUGUGGGACAACUCUUGGAUGAGCUCUCCAUCCUCUGGGCACUGGCUGUGGCAUAUUCCUUUUGGUACCCAAAGGUUUACUUCCCCAGGUUCAUCAAGAGCAGGAAACAGUUCUUCUGGUUGAGUGGUGUCACCACUGUGGUCAGUACCUUGAUGUCCUUCAUCAAACCAGCCUUCAAUGCCUAUGCCCUCAACUGCAUCGCCUUCCACCUGCUGUACCUGACAUGGCGUGAGCUGAAAAAGUGCAAUGACAAAAGGGUUCACCGGAUGGCUAAAGUCAUGGUUGUGUGGUGGGUGCUGGCCAUCAGCAGCUGGCUAAGUGACAGGUGGCUCUGUGGGCUCUGGCAGGCCAUCAACUUCCCCUACUUCCACAGCUUCUGGCACGUGCUGAUAGCCAUGUCCCUCCUCUACUGCUGCCCACUGGUCAUCUACUUCGAUGUCAACUACGAGAUGCCAGCAUUCAAGCCAAAGCUAGAAUAUUGGCCUGGUGACUCUUGGCCUAUCGUGGUGCCUUAUGUCACCCUGGAGGAACCCCACAAGCAGUGUUAG
Molecule: messenger RNA, 792 nt
Organism: Calypte anna (Anna's hummingbird)
Lineage: Eukaryota; Metazoa; Chordata; Aves; Apodiformes; Trochilidae
Gene: ACER1
Product: alkaline ceramidase 1
Exons: 6
Coding region: 1-792 (263 amino acids)
Biological process (GO): ceramide metabolic process
Cellular component (GO): membrane
Molecular function (GO): hydrolase activity, acting on carbon-nitrogen (but not peptide) bonds, in linear amides
Source: RefSeq, a predicted model, not a curated record